GGGUGUAACGUCGCCAUUUUGAAUAAGUUUUUAUCGUGUUUGUUGCAUUAUUUACAUCAAAAAACUGAUUAAAUCGUUACAAAACCAUCAACAGCAUGAACUCUCUCCUCAGUUACGGAAGUGACGACGAUUGCGACGACUCUUCGGACGAAAAGCCAACGUCGAUCAUCAACGACCUUAUUAACAGGACUGCCGUGGGAGCUCCAAGGACAAACAGGGCCCUUCUGGCCGCCAAACCGACACCAACUACGAAGAAGUCCAAAUGGAUCUGAGCGAGGAAUCGAACGACUCCAAACCAGAAACAAAAGAACGGAGAUCACGUGACCGCUACACUCGCAAAGACCGUCGCAGUCGCGACAGAGACAGUAAAUACAGUAGGCGGGAUCGCGACAGAGACAGAGACAGGGAACGCGAGCGAGAGAAAGAGAGAAAAUCGCGCCGCUCGUUGAGCAGAGAGAGACGGAGAAGCCGGUCUCCGAGACGCGAGCGGUCGCGGUCACGCGACCGCCCCCGGAAGUACACGAAGCGGUACGAGCGCAAGAACCAAUCAGACAAGGCGGAGGUGCUGAAGUUGGACGAAGAUAAACGGAAUAAUCCGAGUGAUGGCGAUCGUUUUUUCAUGCCGGGAAUCACCGGUCGCUUUCGCGACCAAAUCGAACGCAGGAAACAGCUGUGGCAGAAGAAAGAUACAAAUCCUACAGACAAUAAAAACGGACAGAGUAAAAAAGUCUGGGAGACAACGACUUUUGCUCAAGACACUGACGGUAAAGUCGCUAGUAAAUUUAAAAGGUUGAUGGGGAUCAAAGGUGCGACGGAUGGCGCCGGUUCCACAACCGAUGUUCUGAAGAAACAGGAAGAAAUGUUCAGUUCGAUGGAACAACAAUACGAAGUUGCGCGAACAGCAACACACACAAUGCGAGGAGUGGGCCUAGGGUUUGGCAGUUUUCAGCGAUAAUUCUCAUUUAUUUACAAUGUGAUUUAGUUUUAUAAAUUGUAUUGUUUUCGCAGAUGUAGUAGGCCACAAAACAUCAUGUUAUUCACUUUAUAAUAAACACUCAUUUUCGUUUACGAAA
Messenger RNA from Tribolium castaneum (red flour beetle), 1073 nucleotides. RefSeq lists its product as uncharacterized. The coding region runs from base 263 to 955 and encodes 230 amino acids. The record is from RefSeq and is a predicted model, not a curated record. The transcript is spliced from 4 exons. NCBI's taxonomy places the organism in Eukaryota, Metazoa, Arthropoda, Insecta, Coleoptera, Tenebrionidae.